CCGUGGGCGCAGCAGAAACGCGAGAGGGGAGGGUGGAAACGAAGAAACCAAGCAGGCAGGGAAGCAGCGGGCUCGGUGAGUUGGGUGAAAAUCGAUGGCCAUCAGCGCCCAUGGGCGGCCUCGCGUUUAGGACAAGGAAUAGCCCCUCCCAGAAGACCUCGCUCCGGUGGGGCGACUGCUGUCCCCCAAACCUCAACCCAGCAUCGUCGUCGGCCGUCUGGAAACACCGUCACCAGGAAAUGCCGCCGGUGCCCGUGUGAGGCUGCCCCCCGCUGUUGCGUGAUUGUACCUCGCGGGGAUUUCAAAGAUAUCCGGACGAUCCCAAAGCGGAUCAACCGCCGAAUUUCUUGGACCUACGUCUCCGUCAGCUCGAGCUCGCGCCGGUGGACUCCUAUUCCCCGAAAAUGAUUAACAUCGCCGGGGUGGUUUCGAUCGUUCUCUUCUACCUGCUGAUCCUGGGCGUGGGGAUAUGGGCGGCCAGGAAAAAGGAGUCGGGCAACGAUUCCGAGGAGGAGGUGAUGCUGGCUGGCCGCUCAAUCGGGCUCUUCGUCGGAAUAUUCACGAUGACGGCGACCUGGGUCGGCGGUGGUUACAUCAACGGCACCGCCGAGGCGAUUUACACCAAGGGUUUGAUCUGGUGUCAAGCGCCCUUUGGAUACGCCCUCAGCCUCGUUUUCGGUGGUAUUUUCUUCGCGAACAAGAUGCGACAGCAGGGGUACGUCACGAUGUUGGAUCCGCUUCAAGAUGCAUUUGGGGAGCGUAUGGGCGGCCUCCUCUUUCUGCCUGCCCUGUGCGGUGAGGUCUUCUGGGCGGCGGGUAUCCUCGCGGCCCUCGGCGCCACGCUGGCGGUCAUCAUCGACAUGGAGCAGAGCACCUCCGUCAUCCUGAGUGCCUGCAUCGCGGUUUUCUACACUCUCUUCGGCGGUCUUUACUCCGUCGCUUACACCGACGUCAUUCAGCUCUUCUGCAUAUUCAUCGGUUUGUGGAUGUGUAUCCCGUUCGCUUGGACCAAUCCGAACGUAGAAUCCCUUGGUUCUAUGAACGUUGAUUGGAUCGGCAAAGUGAAACCCGAAGAGUACUGGUAUUAUUUGGAUUAUGGUUUACUUUUGGUGUUCGGCGGUAUACCUUGGCAAGUGUACUUCCAACGUGUCCUCUCCUCAAAAACCGCGGGGAGAGCUCAAGUAUUGAGUUACGUUGCCGCCAUAGGUUGUAUUCUCAUGGCCAUUCCUCCCGUCUUGAUUGGAGCAAUCGCCAAAGCAACUACUUGGAACAAUACGGGAUACGAUGGUCCUAUACCUUUCACGGAAACGGAGAACAGCAUGGUUCUACCGUUGGUCCUUCAACAUUUGACACCGGACUUCGUUUCCUUUUUCGGGUUGGGGGCAGUAUCGGCGGCGGUGAUGUCUUCUGCGGACAGCAGCAUUCUCUCUGCUAGUUCGAUGUUUGCUAGAAACAUUUACAAAUUGAUCUUCCGCCAGCGGGCGUCGGAAAUGGAGAUCAUCUGGGUAAUGCGAGCGGGGAUCGGCGUGGUCGGCGUGCUGAGCACCGUGAUGGCCCUCACAAUACCAUCGAUCUAUGGCCUCUGGUCGAUGUGCUCGGACUUGGUCUACGUGAUCCUGUUCCCGCAGCUGUUGAUGGUGGUGCACUUCAAGGACUAUUGCAACACCUAUGGCAGUCUGUCAGCGUACAUAAUCGCCUUUCUGGUGCGCAUCAGCGGCGGCGAACCGAUGAUGGGAUUGCCCGCGCUAAUACACUACCCGGGCUACGACGAGGAGACAUCGACGCAAAUGUUCCCCUUCAGGACGAUGGCGAUGCUGAUGUCGCUGGUGACUCUCGUGGGCGUAUCGUACGGCACGCAGUUCGUCUUCCUGACCGGGCGGCUCGCGCCUGGCUACGACGUCUUCAGAUGCGUGGUGAACAUUCCGGAGGACGUCGAGCGGGUGGGCCCGGACCCGGCCGAGGGCGAACAGAUGGCGGUCCUAGCUGCGGGCGUCGGCAGGCUCUACGGCAGCAAGGACGAAUCGAACGGCCGAGUGAAUCCUGCGCUCGAGCCGGACUACGACAUGGAGCCGGGAUGUACGAUGGUCGGAGGUACGGCGGACGGCGUCGUCGGCGGCGGUGGCGGCGGGGUCGGCGGCCCCGGGGGACACCUGGUGCCACACGUGCCCGGAGGCGCGUCCCGACAGCCGCAAUCCAGCACCGCGUUCUAAUUCCUGGUUCCGUGAUCGGAUGCUGUGACCAACAAUAAGUGCGGCGGUGCGGGUCUCUGUCUUUCGUUCCCCUUCCCCCUCGCUCCUCUCUCGCGCGAAUCACCUCUUCUGCCACCCUUCACCCGCUACAUGUUACGUUCCGCGGAUGGCAAUGGGCUUUCUUUCAAACCUUGUUGCCGGUCAUUAUUGCUUCUUUCAGCGAUUAAAGUGUUCCUCUUAACUCAUCAUACCGUAUAAAUUUUUCGAUAAACGCAAUGGAUCAUUUGUUUCAAACGUCAAAUCUCGAGGGGCCUUAUUUCGAUCAGUUACACAUUAAUAUCGCUACACCUGAUGACGUGUGUUAAAAUAUUUUAUUUGCCAAAUAAUUGCUAAAGAAAUUCCGAAACUGAAGGAAAUCUCGGACAAGAACGUUAAUGCUAGAACGUCCGAUUUGCCUCCACGUUAUUUUACAUCUUGUACUUAGUCUCGAUCUAAUCGGCACGAGGCGCUUAAUCAUAUAUAUUUAGCUAGCGUUGCUUCUUUUAAUCAUGUGUCUCCGAGAGAAAUGUGAAAGUAAUUACGAUUAUUGUAGAUCGAAAAUCGUCAAUGGCACAAAUUGUCCCUCUCGGAGGGUCGUUCUAGUGUUAAUCGGCUUUCCGGUUUUUCCAACUGGUAAAUCCACAGUGUCCCCCGUUUUCCAGUUCGCUUUUCCUUUCUCUAUCCGCCCUACGAUCAUCGGAGCUCCGAGACGAGCCAACAAUGCGGUGGCCUGCGGUAAGUCCGACACGAAGUUUCUUUCGUAUCCGCGUACCUAAGUGUGCACAUGCGUGUGCGUAUGUGCGUGCAUGCGUGCGUGCGUGCGUGCGUGCGUG
Messenger RNA from Pogonomyrmex barbatus (red harvester ant), 3061 nucleotides. RefSeq names its product choline transporter (gene ChT). The record is from RefSeq and is a predicted model, not a curated record. NCBI's taxonomy places the organism in Eukaryota, Metazoa, Arthropoda, Insecta, Hymenoptera, Formicidae. Gene Ontology annotation, cellular component: plasma membrane. Gene Ontology annotation, molecular function: choline:sodium symporter activity. Gene Ontology annotation, biological process: acetylcholine biosynthetic process; transmembrane transport; choline transport.